AUGGCGGCAGGUUCGCCAAAAAACAAGAAGCUCAGGCUUCAAAACAAGUAUGACAGUUCCCCAGAAUGGGAAACUGUCUUCAAUUUAGCAUCAACUCAAUCAGUUUAUCCAGCGUUUGCUAUUCUGCAGCUUGGUCCGGACUGUAAUGCGAAUACGAGUGCAUUCUUUACAGAUGCCAGGUGUGACUUCAGAAAGGUGGGUCCAACAGGGAGCACUUCUCUCUAUAUGAUCGACUUCUAUGAUGUCUUCACAAAAGGCUUCGAUCUAUUGUUAGAUCUAAAAGGUCAAUCACGGGAACUUAAUGAGGACAAGCAGAGAGCGGUUGACAUACUUGAUGAUUAUUUUAAAGAGAAAGAAAGUCAUGAACAAAGCCUUAGUAAUGUUUUAGGAGGAUAUGAGUCGACAGAGGAGAGGAGUCAGGAAAUGGAUGAAUUAACCAUUGCUCUGGCUGAACACUUAUUGAGGAGACUAGCACCAGGACAGUCUUGUGUAAUUAACAAGCAAUUAAAAGUGAAAGUAGAGGAAGAGAAAUGUCAGUGUGGAUUGGAUCAUUGUAACAGCACACCUGUGUUUGAGAGCACAGGAAUAGGAGAUGAAGCAGCAUGGCAUGGUUUUCCUGAUAUUAUGUGCUCGUCACAAUCAGUAGCUGUUGUAUCUGGAUAUGAAUCACAUGUUGAUGAAAAAGAAGAUUUCUCGGAAGAAGAAAAGACAUUUUGUAAAACGAGAGUAAACAGCAGUCGAGGAGCUGAAAAUCAAGUCAUUUCCCAGACCAUUGUUUUUUCAUUCAUCCAGAGGAAACUUUAUCCACAUUUACAAAACUUUCUGAUACCAAACCUGUUGAUUUCCCCGUAUCAUUACAGGAUUUUGAUGUAUGACUCUCUCAAUGAUAUUCUAAUCUGUAGUGUGAAACUCCCAAUCUUCCACGACAAGGAUAAACCCAGAAGACUGAACAUUGCAUCUGUGGUUUUCUUGUGGAUGGUUUUGCACUACAGAUUAUUUUGUGUUGGAAUUAAUGUGAAAGAAAUACUGGAAAAUGGAUCUAUAAAAGACAUCAGAGAAAUUCAGUCAAAGUUUCCAGACAGGGCUGGAGAAAAAUUACCUCUGUAUGAAGACUGUUCUAGAAUUGGUAUCUCUAAGUUUCCUCCUGUUUUUGAGGAAGAUCUUCCCUCUUUUGACAAUUUUCUGUAUGGUAAAAGAUUGUUUAAGUCUCGAAGAUUAUUACAUGCUUUGAAUAACAAACAAAGCUAAAGUAUGUACAAUGUGUAUUGUUUUGUUUUUUUGUUUUUUUUCCAUUAGAUAAAAUCAAAACUUAACUGUAAGAAUAUUGAGCAUGUUGAAGAAGU
Saccostrea echinata is the source of this 1343-nucleotide messenger RNA. RefSeq lists its product as uncharacterized. The record is from RefSeq and is a predicted model, not a curated record. NCBI's taxonomy places the organism in Eukaryota, Metazoa, Mollusca, Bivalvia, Ostreida, Ostreidae. The coding region runs from base 1 to 1248 and encodes 415 amino acids. The transcript has 4 exons.